Messenger RNA from Balaenoptera acutorostrata (minke whale), 5254 nucleotides. RefSeq names its product endothelium and lymphocyte associated ASCH domain 2 (gene EOLA2). Bases 405 to 977 code for a protein of 190 amino acids. The record is from RefSeq and is a predicted model, not a curated record. The transcript has 8 exons. NCBI's taxonomy places the organism in Eukaryota, Metazoa, Chordata, Mammalia, Artiodactyla, Balaenopteridae.
AUGCGUUCACCACGGAAAUAAGGGGCGUCAGCGCUUGUGGACGCGGCCACGUGUCACCGGUCCCGGUUCCCCGAGGCGAACGACCAUCCUACCCGGUGGCCGCAGCCGGGCCGUCCCAGUGCGCCCGCGACUCGCCCCGCCCGCAAGGAGCCAGGACCCGCCGCGCUCGCGGACGGUGAAGACGCCGAGACAAGUGGAAGAGUGUUUUCUCCUCUGGCCGCCAAGCAGGCACCCUCUGCGUCGAGAGGUAGGCUCACGCUCUGAGGUACUUGGGGUUGAGAUUCCAGCACGUGAAUUUCAGGGGCACGGUGUGACCCCUAACACCCUCCAAAGGCUUCUGAGCUGCAGAGCGGGGUGACGGUAACCUCCAGGAUUAUUUGAGGAUUGAAGUCUAUGUCCCCUGGAUGGUGCCCGUCCCAGGUCCUGGCGUGGAGACGGAGCGUGCACCAGUGCCAGUAGUUCCUGCCGUCACCCGCGUGAGGCCCUGGGAGCUCUGGGAGAUGAAGUUCGGCUGCCUGUCCUUCCGGCAGCCUCAUGCGGGUUUCGUCUUAAAUGGGGUGAAGACGCUGGAGACGCGGUGGCGGCCCGUGCUGAGCGGCCACCGGCACCGCACCCUGGCCGUCCACAUCGCACGCAGGGACUGGGAGGACGCGGCCUGGAGGGAGCUGCUGUCCGAGAGGCUGGGGAUGAGCCCCGCGCAGAUCCAGGCCUUGCUGCGGGACGGGGAGAAGUUCGGCCGCGGAGUGAUAGCCGGGCUGGUUGACAUUGGGGACACUUCGCUGUGCCCAGAAAACUUAGGUCCCAACGAGGCUGCGGAGCUGGAGAAUCAAGCCCUGCUGCCCAACCUGCGGCAGAAGUACCUGACCGCGCUUGCCAACCCCCGCUGGCUGCUGCAGCCUGUCCCCAGGAGAGGCGGGAAGGACGUCUUCCAGGUGGACAUCCCCGAGCACCUGAUCCCCUUUGGGCAGGAGGCCUGACCAGACUGGGCUCUCGAGAGGAAGGUGACCGAGAGAGCAGCUCAUCGUGCCACCGUCCACUCGCCUUCACGCCCUGGACGUGCACGUCUGGUUCGGUCUGAAUCGGCCCUGCCCUGGGGAGCGCUGCCCGCUCCGUGCCACUCACGGAAGCAGACGUGCCCACCUGGUACAGGGACAGGGCUUGGGACUCUCCUCGUGGGAUGCCGCUCUGGGCUCAGCGAGAGUCUCGAGGACUUUGACCUUUAGGAAAAGAUGGCAGUGCCACUCGUUUUGGCCCUACUGAUUCUGGGUGGUUGAGAGAAAUGUGUUUUGAGAGGACCGGUUAGCAUUUUCCCCUCUUUGUCCUGGUCAGAACUCCCAGAUGUUUGGACCGCGUCUGGGGAACGAACAAUGCGGGAAGGCCGGUGGCGGGCCUCGUGCACGCGGGAGAGGACCGCAGGCCCAGAAACAGGGCGCGGUCUGUCCUUGCAGGUGACCCUGGCCCUGUUGUAAAGUGUCCCUUGGCUCACGAAGGGUGUGUGUUAGACGUGCUGCCUGGCCACUUCACGUCCGAAGACAGGCUCCUAGACACAGCUCUGAUGGCCAAGUGAGAAGGGCUGGUGCUCACUUUGUGGAAAUCUCUUACUUCUCUGUGGGGUUUGGGGUCAUUUGUUAGCAAGCUUUCUAGGGGUUGUUACCUCUGAGGGUGCUGGGCUUUCCCCCAGGUGUCGGCUGGAACGGCCCGUCUCUUCUGAGGCAGACGGCAGUGUGCACGCCUCCCUUGGUGGGUGGGGUGGCCCUCCUUUCCGGCGGGUCUCUUUGGGAGGCCCCUGGAUGGUGGGCUGGACACACGCUCAGCUGCGGGUCAGAAACUUCUGGCAUCAUAGGGGGACCCAGGAGGAAGCCCCUUCUGCUUCAGGAUGCAUGACUAAUGGAAGGUGGCACCCCUGAGGUCAGGAGCCAGGCUGUGCUGCCUCCUGACUGGCAGGCAAGGCCCAGGGGCCAGCCUGUCCUGGGCCGGCCUCAGCGCUCCCUAGCCACGUCCGUGGCUGAGCGUGGGAAAUGCUCCUGCUUCAAAUGAAAGGGGACGGCGGGGACCAAACCUGCCGGGGGGGUGGGUUUCCAGCCUCGUCGGGCCCGUCCACUGAGAUGUGUGAAUAGGACAGACAGUUAGAAAGGACACAAGACUCGCAAUUCUCGUUCGAUUCUGUAUUUACUCCUGUGGACUUUGGCUUUUCUUUAUUAGAGACAAAAACAGAUUCUUGGUUAUGAGAUGGGGCUUUUCGUGUGUUCCCAGGGGCCUGCGAGCUCAGGGAUCGCAGUUGUCCUUGAACUGUUCUCGGAGAGCACACCUGCAAUCUGAGGAGCCCUCCUGCUCCUCAUCCACCUCAGGGACCUCGUUCGGGGACAAGGCAGAAAGGGCCGCCGGCAGGAGGGAGGAACAGCCGUUGUCCACAGGCAUCUCCGAGCCAUAAGCCGGGUUCAGUUUGUGGAUGAAAGUCUUCAAGCUGUCCCUGUUGACAAUCCUGUCUGCGCCUCUGCGGCGAAGAACCUCCCUGCGGAAGAGGUCUUGCUCGAUGAUCACCGUGUCUCCCUCGUCAUUCCAGCGCACAGAGCUUAGACGCUUUUGAACGGGCCUAAGUGACACGGACUCACUCUCGAGGAAAUUUCCUACUUGCUGACCUAGACGUGACUGGAGGAAGCCCCUGUCCACGUGCAUUUGGAAAUAGAUGAGGGUCUGGGUGUCAGACGCACCGAAACCCGAAUGAGAGUCGUCCGUCUUCACCGCAGGUGGGAGGAUAGGAUGGUGGGUUUGGCGAUGCGCGUUCUCUGUCCGUUGUGGGCGACUUUGUCCUUCAUAGCCACCAUGGAGGGGACAGAGUGGCACCUUGGAGAGGCCCGUCUGCGAGGAUCCUAGGUCCCUGUCCCAGCUCUGCCACUAAGCAGGGUCAUCUGCCCUCUGUGAGCGCCACUGCCCUAUUUCUGAAAGGGGAGAGCUAAGAGGGUGUGGAAGAGGACCUCCCGAGGUGCCUUUCAGCCUAAGGACUGGCAUCCUGGAUGGAGCUCCCAGGCCUAGAUUCGGGCCUGCUCCCUGGUCUUUGUGCAUCUAAAGUGGUUUACAAAGCAUUCUUUCAGGUCAGUUCCUCCUGUAGGGACGUGACCUCGGAGGCUGCGAAUUUCAGUGGAGGCCGUCGGUGGCUCCUUGGAAGGGGCCCGAAGGCUGGGGCCUCCUUGGGCGGGCCCGCCUGUGUGGCCUUGCCUGCUGCCGCCCUCCUCGGGCCCUCCCUCGCCCCCUGGGUCCCGUAGGAGCUGCCUCCUUCCUGGUCCCCCUCCCUCCCAGGUGCCAGCCAGGCCCCGGCAGUGGGUUUGUGUGCACCGUGGGGGUCUUUCUCAGCCGGGUCUCGGGACCCUUCAGUUGGGCGGGCACAAGCCCUGGUGACGUCCAAGGCCUGCCUUUCCCAGCCUCGCCCUGCGGCCCCUGCCCUUGGCUUCCGCGCCCUGAUGCCCCCAGCCCAGAGGCCCUCCAGCCGCUCCCCUCCCUCGCUGCCGCCAGGGUCUCGGGGUGUCUGCCAGCGUUCACUUCCCUCCAGUAUCUGAGGAGGCUCCUGGAGGGGCCUUGUCCCGGUAGGCACUGGGGCCUUACAGUCAGUCCCAGGCAGUCUCAGUCCCUCCCUGCCCGUGGCUCAGCCAUGAGCAGCUCAGCAGGCCGGGCUCCCGUUGGGCAGGAGGGCCCCAGGGCAGGAGCAGGGACGGGGCGCCGUCACGCGGGAAGGAGCCGGCACUGGACAGAAAUGCCGGCGCCUGGCAGCGGCGGGUCUCAGCAAACCACAGACCAGCCCCGCACCGCCUCUGCUUCUCCUCGGCACCUUCCUUUCUUGGGCCUGCUUUUCGUCAACUGAAAGACACCGUGUAGCACCGAGAAGAGCAAUGAGUCGCCAGUCAGAAGGUCGGCCACGGGCCGGGGGUGGGUGGGAGCAGCGUGGGCUCGAGAGGAAGUCAGACCAGGGCUCUGGUCCCCACCCCGUCACUUAGCAGCACGUGACCCUGGGAAGAUUCCCAAGCCCCGUGGCCUCAGGUUCUUCACCUGUGAAGCGAGUGGGUGUGACGAGCCGUGUCUUGUAGGGGCUGCAGGGAUGCGCGUGAGCUUCGUAAAGCAGCUCACAGGACCUGGCGUCUGUGGGAACGUUGAUGACUGGCAGUUAUUUCUCAUAUUGUUUGGAUCACAGACCCUUCCCCUCUCUCCUCUGGCCUUUGGUUGGGCGGUUUCUUGUCCCGGUCAUGUCAGAGAACAUGCAGCUUCAUCACCAUCACCUCCCACAGAAGGAAGCCCCGCUUCCCAAAGGCCCAAACUGCCCUGGCUCAGGGCACUUACACUCCAGGGCUCGCUCCUGGAGCCCCACCGCCUCGUCCCAUGUUGACUUGUUCUGUGGGACUUGGGGGACGUCUCACCACCUUCCUCAUGUGACUGCGGCUCCUAGACCAUCCCCCUAGGUGUGGGUGUGUCCUGCUUUUCCUAGCGUUCCCGCUACUAACACAGGCCCUUCCAGAGAGCCGAGGCUCCGUGGAGGUCUGCCGAAUAUAUAAGCCGGAGAGCAGGGGGCUUACUUACUCAAAUCAAGUUUUUCAUGCUUUCGUAAAUCACCGUGCAAAUCCAACUAAACAGAGAUAGCUUAGUUUUACAGAAUGACAGACAAGAAGGAUAAGAAGCAAAAACUCACUACGAUUACUUUUAUUUUUCUAAUUCUUCCCCCAUCUAUAUUACUGCUAAGUACUUUCACAUUACCAGAGCAGUUCUGAUUCCAAUUCCAUGUUAUCUGCCUCAGGGUCACAAAAUGAAAUGGGAGAUUUCCCAAUCUCUUUUACAAAACAGCAAAACUCUGGUUCUUAAACUGGGUAAUUAUAAACACAUUCUAAUCAAAGUCAUUCACAAAGUUAGACACUGAAGCUUGUUUAGUCUUCCAUUAAUACGAAUAACAUUUGAAAAAUUCCUAAAGAAAACAGAUGAUAUUCCAUGUCAUCAUACACAACAGGAACCCAAAGAUGCUACACACCAUGUUCCCCCCACUCGCAGGGGCCCUCACUACUUGGAAACUCGACCGCUCUCUCUUCAAACUCAGAGUGAAGGACCAACCUCACUUCCUACCACUGAACUUGGGCCUGGAAGGAGCCUGGCUGCUGCUCUGGCUCAGGCCCCCUCUUCCUCAUCGCUCACACCCUCCGCAGACGUGGGAUCCAAGGUAUUGACCCUGAGCAGAUGCUCCAGGACCUGCCACUUGCUGGUCUCCGCGUAGGCCCGG